GUGACGACUUUAGUUCUUGAGUUGCAGUCACGUCCUCCACUCAGAUGGCAUUCACCACAAUGACAGUCUACAGGAAGGUCACAUCUUCUGUUUUACAUCAAGACUGAAUCGGCUUGUGUUGUUUGUUCAUUAAUUUAAAUCUAAGAUGUUUUUGUGUUAAGUGAGAAGACAUCAAUCGUCUUUUGGUAUAAAGCUUCACUUCGGGAGGUCUUGUAUUGUGACGUCUCUCAAGCCCACCUGCUUGCUCUACUCUGCUCUUCUGCUCUGUAGACAUUUCUAGAUGUUCUCACGUUGACACUUGGUGGCCAAUGCCGUCCACUUCCUGCUCAGUCAUCACAUCUCCAGCACAUCAGCCAUUUCUAACUCAUAAAGGCUCAUCUCUCGGUCACAAUGGACGUCAGACUUGUUGUGAUUCUCUCCAUCUUUAUAACAUGUGUUGUCCCCAGGCUCAUCUCUCCAGGGUCCCCAGAAGUGAUUGAAUGUGACCUGAGGAAUGACAGUGUGGUCAUCUGGUACCGGCAGUACCCUGGGCAGCCCCCGGUGGCUUUAGGGGUCUAUGACAACAACUCAGCUCUUCCACCAAUGAUGUUCGUUGACUAUUUUAAUGGAGUCUUUUCUUAUUCCAAUGAGACUGCAACUUUAACAUUUAAAAAUGUCACCAAAAGUGACGCUGCAACUUAUUAUUGUGCAAAGAUGGAGAGUCGGAGGUCCGUGUUUAGGAAUGGAGUCACGCUGACUUACGAGGAUACGUACAAAAAUCAAACUUCAAAUUCCUCUUCCUUUGAGAAUGUCGCCUGUGCCAACUGGCACCAAGAUGUGACGUUGUAUAAAUACUCCACCAUUGCACUAGCUGUGACUUUGGGCCUCGUGGUGCUGGUUGCUUUGUAUCUGAAAACCAAAGUAUAUGGCUAUGAGACAUGGAGGCUAUCCAGUGACCUGAGGCAUAGACUGGACUCCUUCAAUAUUGUGUCUCUGCGGAGGAUCCUUGGGUACCGCUGGUUUGACUUUGUGUUGCACAUGUAG
Messenger RNA from Erpetoichthys calabaricus (reedfish), 1023 nucleotides. RefSeq lists its product as uncharacterized. NCBI's taxonomy places the organism in Eukaryota, Metazoa, Chordata, Cladistia, Polypteriformes, Polypteridae. Gene Ontology annotation, biological process: response to bacterium. The coding region runs from base 391 to 1023 and encodes 210 amino acids. The record is from RefSeq and is a predicted model, not a curated record. The transcript has 5 exons.